UUCAUAAGUUCGUAGUUGUGCGCUGCGCAUUCGCAUUCUCGCAUGCGCCGUUCAGCCGCUUUGACCUGUGUUCAGCGUGCGCCGUGAAACAAUCUUGUCAUUAUUGCAUCAUAACUGUUUUGGAAACUGCGAAGGAGCGAGGAUUGAAGGUACGAGAUGUUGGCAGCGAGAAUCUGCCGGGCCGGUUUCUCACCGGGAUUGGCGUCGCUCGUCCGGGCUCCGAUCGUCCCGACGACGCCGCAGUUCUCCAAGGGUCAGGUCGUGAGAUUGUUCGUCAACGAUGGGCGCAACUCUUACACGAGGACCGCGAGGAGGAGAGCCACUGUGGCCGAACAAGCGAUGGCUCCGGCCGGCGAAACGGCGUUUAAUGUUGGGAAAGCAGCAGUUGCUGGAGGAGCGGUGAUGGGAUUGGGUGGUCUUUGUUAUUAUGGAUUAGGUCUGUCUUCGCGAACAGGCGCCAUAGAUCACGCACAGUUGUGGCCUCAAUAUGUCAAAGACAGAGUGAAAUCCACUUACGCGUACUUUGGUGCGUCCAUCGCGGCCAGUGCAGCGUCCGCGGCUAUGUGCCUGCGAUCUCCCGCUGUUAUGAACAUGGUGAUGCGUCAGGGAUGGGUCGCUAUAGGUGUAUCGCUGGCUGCGAUGAUCGGCAGUGGCAUGAUUGUACAGGGACUAUCAUACAAGGAAGGAUUUAAUAGCAAACAUAUAGCUUGGCUAGUACACACCGGCAUCUUGGGCGCAGUUGUGGCGCCGUUGACUCUCUUGGGUGGACCAUUGGUCCUCCGAGCGGCUUGGUACACCGCCGGAAUAGUCGGUGGCUUGUCAGCGAUUGCCGUUUGCGCGCCCAACGAUAAGUUCCUGGCAAUGGGUGGUCCGCUCGCUAUUGGUUUAGGCGUGGUGUUCGCCAGCUCGCUCGGUUCCAUGUUCCUUCCACCUACGACCGUUCUUGGAUCCGGACUGUAUUCCGUAGCUCUUUACGGUGGUCUUCUAUUGUUCUCGGGAUUCCUACUUUAUGACACGCAGAAGAUCAUCAAGCAGGCGGAAACUUAUCCAGUAUACAACGUUGAUAGGCCAUACGAUCCAAUUAAUAAUGCAAUCUCGAUUUACCUGGAUACAUUGAACAUCUUCGUGCGAGUUCUCACCAUACUGGCUGGUGGUGGUAAUAGACGUAAAUAGAGGAAUAGAACACGCGGAUCAAUCGAUAUGCGACUCAGGGAGUCCGUCUCGGUGCCGCUGCAUCCCGGUGGACUGAACAACAACCAGCUCCGCAGGCACAGCCCGAGCCGGAGCGUCGUCGGGGCCGGCGAGAUCGGCGAUCGCAACGAGAAUAACGCGGCCCAGGUGCCGCCGGCCGCCAGUCCCGUGUCGGCGGGCUACCCGAGCGACGAGUCGGCGGACUUCCGGCUGGCCGAGGACACCACCACGUGGUCCUCUCUGGCAAUCGCGCGCGACAACGUGCAACAGAGCAACCCGUCGACGCAGCAGCGAUCCGUCAACGUCAAUAAUAAUCUCACCGAGCCGAGGAUACGAAGGAACAGCUCCGUCGAGAGCCUCUCCAAUUACGAAGGCACGGUCGAAGAGCAAUCCGCCAACGUAAACAACAAUCUAACCGAGCUGAGGAUACAAAGCAGCAGCUCCGUCGAGAGCAUCGCCGAUUACGAAGGGCGUAACUCCCCGCACGAGAACUCGUCGCGCGAGCUGACGCCGUCCGAGUGGUCCGACUGGUCCGAGGAAGGAAACCUGCCGGCGGGCUGCCGCGGCAUCGUCAACCCCAACUACCCCGGCUUCCAGCAUCUGGCGCCUUCCCUGCUGUCGGACACCGACCUGACCGAGGACGAGCACGACAGCUAUUCCGAUUAUCCGCCGCUCCAUCACCACCAUCACCACGACGAGGUGGCCCCGUUGCCGGAGAACGACAACGAGUACAACAAUAAUAUCGACGACAGCGUCAAUCAUCUCUGUGGCCAGCGCAACGAUCGCAAGAUCUUCUACGAGAAGCCCAAGUUCAACAUACAGACUGUGACCUCUCUGUACGAGGCGGUGGUGCCGCCUUCGGAAAAGUGCAUCAACUACGUGAAGAGCGUAGAGAUCUCGAAGUCUGAGGAGAAGACGCUCUCGCCGGAACCAGAGGAAGUCGUCGUGAACGGCAUCGUCGAGGCGGAUAUAACCCAUCUGACGCUUCUGGACGAGCGGGAGGGGAGUCUAGCCGACCCGGUGGACCAGCGCGCCCCCGACUUGUCGCAGGUGACCUUCAAGGAUAAACGUGAGAGGGAGGUACCCGUCGAGGUCGAGCUGGUGGAGCUGACCACCAGCGUGAAUGAGAGCCUGCAAUUCCCGGAGAUCGAGGAGAUCCUGGACUCUGGGAAGACCAGCGAGGUCGGCGAGACGGAGGACGUCGCGGUGGAGCACAUCGACCUAAUACGCGAGGCAAAGGAGCUGCCUCACCCAGAUCGCUCCAAAAUAGGCAACCGUCAGCCGGUGACGACGACGACGACGUCGACGGGCGGUUCGGCCGACGACGACGAGUCGGAGAGCAACAGCGACUACUCCGAGGGCUUCGCCGAGGAACGGCCGACCUACACGAAGCUGGAGGAGAUCGAUCUGCUAUCGAGCAUCGGCCGCGACAUCGGCGUCGAUCUCGAGAAAUACGCCCAGCCGGUGCCAGACGUGGUCGCGAUGGAGUCGAUUGAGAGUAUGCGCCAACCGCGGCUCGCCCCGAUCGUUAAGAAUCACGUGGACACCAACAAGCUGUUGGAUCGCGACCUUUCGGAGGCAUCCAGCGCCGACGCCCGGAAGAAGGAGAAGAUGGCCAAGAACCAGGCCAAGCGCCGUCAGCAGCAGCAACAGCAGCAACAAUCGCGAAACUCUAAUUCCCAAAGGCGUCCCGAUAAGCGCAGAGUUGACAUCGAUAACGGAUCUGGUGGCUUCGACGUUUACAACAUCGAGACGGCAAUGCCAAAGAUCGAUCUGGACGCGAUCGAGUCGCAUCUCAGAGCUGCGCGUGAGGAGGAACGUCGGCGACGAAACGAUCGUGAGGAGAUUAGAAGGAGACUCGCGAUGGGACCUGAUGCCGAAGAUUUACGCGCCGAACGUGGACGAAAACCGAGUCUCCAGUCGCGUCUUCAGAGUGGAAUGAACCUCCAGAUCUGCUUCAUGAACGAAACAUCGUCGGACACUGAAUCUCCGGGUUCGGAGAACGACACGUCUCCUGGAUCCACGCCCACGUCCCUCAAUUCGAAGCAACUCGAUGGGAAGCAGGCACCAACGAGACCACAGAUGUUGAGUCUUCCAUCUCUAAGACUCGACUCGAACUCCACACCGCCGGUCGAUGAGGCUGACUUCUUCGCACGACAAGCCAGACUGCAGACCGAAGCGCGAAUGGCCCUGGCACAGGCCAAGGAAAUGGCACACAUGCAGAUGGAAGUGGAGAGACAGAGACUGAAGCAGAGCCCCAUCACCGAGAUGGUGCGAUGCAGCUUGGAAAAAGUUGGUGUACAGCUAGGAGAGGACAGACGUAGAUUGUCCCGUGUGCUUCUCACGGAAUUGAACGUCGCGCAGCUGCAAGUGGUAGCGAACGACUUGCACGCGAGGAUUGCCACAUUAAACGAAGCGCUCGUUGAAGGACUUUUAAGGAGAGACGAUUUGCAUAUGGAGCAGGAUUCGAUGCUCGUUGAUGUGGAAGAUCUCACUCGAUAUUUAGGUGCCAAGCAGGAAUCGUUGAAGAAGAAACAGCUAGGCAUGCAGCAGGCGGCAAAUUGGAUUCAUCAGCAAUCCCCUCCAGCUCCAACGAAGUUGUCGAUGAAACCGAAAUUGACACACUUGAAUCGCGGCCUGGUUGCCCUUGUAAGAAAAUAAUCUUUCGCCACGAGACUGCGCAGUCUCGUCGGAAAUUGAACUCCGAGCUGAGAAGGGCACCACGGACUUUAGGGACGUGAAAAAGCGAAAGAGAAAGAAGUGAAGAGAAGCUUCCUUUUUGAGAUAGGAGAAAGAACUUCUUUCGGAAAGAAAGGUAAAGAAAAGGAGGUCAAGAAACUUUCUUCAACAGGCGAGAACGGAAUUUUCAUUAGGAAAAAAAGAUGAAGAAAGCUUCUUCGCGAGAAAAAGAAUGAAAGAUCUCUUUCAAAAACGAUGAUAAGGGAAUUUUUCAUGGAAGAAAGAAUAUUGUCAAAUAUAAAAAGACAAUUGCGUUAGAGGCCGUGGUGUGCGUGCUCGAGAACUCUAAAAAAAAAACACGUAACGAUCAGCUUUGAUAAACGGUGGAAUCGAUUCCUACCGUUCUCCGGUAAAGGGAGAGCAGGAAGUAUCUUUCCCCUGAAUUUCCAAGAGUUUUUACAGCUUCGUCGUUAACGUGGAAGUAGAAAUUUACAUAUUUGUGUACCGCGUAAGCAAGAGCAGGAGCAACGAUCCUUCGUUUGUACCCUCACAUUGAGAUUCUCCGUCUCUCUCUUUUUAUCUCCUUCUCGUCUGUACUCGCUCUCUCGGCCCCUAAGCUCAGAUUAUGUCCCGCGACAUGCAUGCAUGUGUCUACGAGUGUAUCGAGUUAUUCGCCUUUAAAUAAUAGCGUAUCAUUAGCGAGAACGAAUCCCUUCUCUGUACAUAUAACGAAUCUAAUAUUAUUAGAUUAUUGCCGUAUCGAGAUUUCACCUGGUGUUUAAAGAGCGCUUCGUUCCGGUCGUCCAAUGUAAGUCGCGUGCGUUGAUGUGAUGUUAACAUUUCGUAAAGUCGUGUUUAAUUUAAUUGCGUGGUAGGGUAAUUCGAGCAACAAAAAUUUCUGUAUCUUACGAAUCCACCUUUAGAUUUAUAAAUUCAACGAUUCAACGAUAAGUAUUCUGAUGUGUAUAAUACUCUUGCUUCGGUAGAUCUCUAGAUCCGCCAAUAGAAGCCGCCAGCUGAUUAAACAAAUCCUUCGCGUAUAAAUUUGUCGUUCCACUCGGCUUGACUAUACGAGAUAUCGGCGAGACGAUGAACCAGUUUUUAUCUGUCGCAAACGACGAAGAAAGUCAAUAUACUUUCUUGAACGACACAAUGCGCGCGCAAGGGAAAGUGGAAGGAAUGGUGAACGCCAACGGAGGCGAAGGGAGUGCAACGACCGUGAAGAGCGAAAAAUGCGUUACAUAUCCAAAUAGGUGAUCUAGUAUGCAAAAAGCGAUUAGUCCAUACAUAGGACAACUUGUAAAAACAUAAUCUGAUAGAGAUACUGGAUCGAGCGUACCGUUUGUGAAACUUAUUCGUAUAUGCAAGUGUUACGAAGACGACUUCGAACUUCGAAAUUGAAAUUAUUCCAUUGAUAUGGAUUAUUCGGUUCUUGCAUCGUGCUAUCGUUUUUGCAUGCUGGUUUCUCACGCGAUCUCAUUCACACGCAGGAUUUCGAAUGUAGCCGAAAUAAAUCUUAACGAGUCUAACAAAGCUGCAACUAGCUUCGUUUCUUAGAUCCCUCAGCUCACUCUUAAAUUAAGAUUAUUUUAAGAUUAUAUCAACUCGAAAUAGACCCAUUUUAAAUGGAAUAAAUAUUCAUAUCCUGACGCGUGUGCGUAAAAAUUUAUGUGAUGUUUUGAAAAUACUUUCGAUUCUUAAAUCCCCGAUCGGUCUUAAGUAAAUUUGCAAGAAAAGAUUAUUGUACUUACCACAAAUUUAACUAUUUAGCGAUUUCACACAUUCUAGUAUGUAUUAUUUAUUACCAGUCCCAAUACGAAUCAGUUCUCUUUGGCAAAUUACUUUCACAAACGAAUAGAUUGAAUGUAUUCAGCUUGUCAACACUUUUUUCGAAAACGUCGAAAUUAUUCAACUGAAAUGAAACAGCUUCAUCCAAAAGAAAGAUGACACAGUGAAUUUAUAGUUCUUAAUUGCGUGCUGGAGACAUUUGCUUAAGAAUAACCUAUUCUCGAUCACGACAAUGUUGCAUUAUAAAAUUGUCAGUACAGUCAUAUAGGGGACUUUCGAUUAGUCCUACGAAACGAGUUCCACUCGCCCGUGAUUAAUUGAGAGCAAAGGCAGCUUUUUCAUCGA
Messenger RNA from Temnothorax curvispinosus, 6003 nucleotides. RefSeq lists its product as uncharacterized. Gene Ontology annotation, biological process: positive regulation of hippo signaling. The transcript is spliced from 16 exons. Gene Ontology annotation, cellular component: cell junction; plasma membrane. The record is from RefSeq and is a predicted model, not a curated record. NCBI's taxonomy places the organism in Eukaryota, Metazoa, Arthropoda, Insecta, Hymenoptera, Formicidae.